UACCUGCAGAUGAAAUGGCCUCUUCUGGACGUCCCUGGAUCGGCGGGACUGAAGGACUCCCGUUCCCCCACGCCGGGGCAUUUAUCCAAUAAAGUGCCCGUGGUGCAGCACGCCCACCACGUCCACCCCCUGACGCCCCUCAUCACCUACAGCAAUGAACACUUCUCCCCCGGCACGCCGCCGUCCCACCUGUCCCCCGAGAUCUUGGACCCAAAGACAGGUAUUCCCCGGACACCUCACCCGUCCGAGCUGUCUCCAUACUACCCGCUGUCCCCCGGCGCCGUCGGCUCCAUCGCACACCCGCUGGGCUGGUUCAUGCAGCAACAGGGCCAGCCCAUGUACUCCAUCCCUCCGGGGGGAUUCCGUCACCCCUACCCAGCGCUCGCGAUGAAUGCAUCCAUGUCCAGCUUGGUGUCCAGCCGGUUCUCCCCUCACAUGGUGACUCCGCCUCCGCACGGCCUCCACCAGACGGGCAUCCCCCACCCGGCCAUCGUGUCCCCGGCCAUCAAACAGGAGCCCAGCGACAUGAGCCCCUCCAUGCACGCCAGGAAAUCUCCCGUUCCUCCCAAGAAAGAAGAGGACAAGAGGCCUCACAUCAAGAAACCGCUGAACGCUUUCAUGCUGUACAUGAAGGAGAUGAGAGCCAAAGUAGUGGCGGAGUGCACUCUGAAGGAGAGCGCCGCCAUCAACCAGAUCCUCGGCAGACGGUGGCACUCCCUGUCCAGAGAGGAACAAGCCAAAUACUACGAGCUGGCCAGAAAAGAGAGACAACUGCACUCGCAGCUCUACCCGGGCUGGUCAGCACGGGACAACUAUGGAAAGCGGAAAAAGAGGAAGAGAGACAAUAAACCCGACUCAAAACCAGAAGACUUUUCCAUCAGAAGCAAGAAGCAGUGCGUGCAGUACCUUCCCUCGGAGAAGAUGUGCGACAGCCCGGCGUCGUCCCACGGCAGCAUGCUGGACUCGCCCGCCACGCCCUCGGCCGCCCUGGCCUCGCCGGCCGCGCCCGCCGCCACGCACUCGGAGCAGGCCCAGCCGCUGUCGCUCACCACCAAACCGGAGGGGCGCAUGCACCACCACCACCACCACCACUUCUCCCUGCCCGCCAAGGCGUCUGGAUCCACAUCUUCUUCUUCCUCUUCUUCCUCCUCUUCUUCCUCCUCCUCCUCCUCCUCCCAUCUCUCCAUCCCGAUUGGCUCUUCGGGCGGCCAUUCGACCACGCCCAUCCUCAGCCGGCCAAUCCCCUUCAGCUCUCUGCACCCCUCCAUGCUCUCCCCACCGUCCCCUUUCCACCAGGCAGCCCUCCACUCCCAUCAUGCCUUGUUCCAGUCGCAGCCCCUCUCCUUGGUCACCAAACAAUCCGACUGAGCGAAUUGAAAAAGAAAGAAGAAAAAAAAAAAAAAUGCCAUUUUAGUCCAGCGUGUUGUGCUGUAUAUUGCUUUUCUUUACAAAAAAAUAGGUAUUAGAAUUGCUUUUUUUCUAAAAAUAAAAAAAAAUGAAAAGGAAGAAAAUAUUAUUGGUCAAUAUUUGACCGUCUCCUUUUCUACAUCUCUCAAUGGAAACAAAAUGUAUUUUUUUGUAAAGUUUUACCGCAGAACUGGUUUCUUUUCUUUUUGAUGAUGAUGAUGAUGAUGAUGAUUAUGAUGAUGAUGCAUUUAUCCAAAUGAUCCUCUUGUAUAAAAGAACCAUUGUACAUAACGUUUCUUUAUAUAAAAAAAAAAAAAAA
Etheostoma spectabile (orangethroat darter) is the source of this 1726-nucleotide messenger RNA. Its product is annotated as transcription factor 7-like 1-B. The record is from RefSeq and is a predicted model, not a curated record. Gene Ontology annotation, molecular function: RNA polymerase II cis-regulatory region sequence-specific DNA binding; DNA-binding transcription factor activity, RNA polymerase II-specific. Gene Ontology annotation, cellular component: beta-catenin-TCF complex; chromatin. NCBI's taxonomy places the organism in Eukaryota, Metazoa, Chordata, Actinopteri, Perciformes, Percidae. Gene Ontology annotation, biological process: regulation of transcription by RNA polymerase II; generation of neurons; canonical Wnt signaling pathway.